AUGGUAGAACUAUUACAGAGAAAGAGGAAAUCCUUAGGAGUGAGAAUCGAGAUAUUGUGGGAUAGAGAAUGUACUGUGGCGAAGCAAAAGCACGAAGCAUGUUUGGAAAAGCACAGAGCGACUGUGAUUGCCAAACAUGCCCUUAGUAAGUUGAUUGGGGAGCAGUUAGAUGUUAACAAAUUGUAUGAAGAGGUGAUGAAGACAAACAGUUUUGACGAGGCAAUCCUUGCCACAACAUUUAACUAUUUGGUGCAGCAUGAAAUGCUUGCAAGGGCAUUUUUUGCCAAGAAUGGAAGUUUGAUGUAUGCACAGGUUUGUAUAAGACUUGAUAUUAGUUUCGUAGUCAGAAUGCUAGGCAGAUAUCAAAACAAUCUAGGAAUAGAUCAUUGGAAAGCUGCAAAGAAGGUUUUGAGAUACUUACAAGGGAUAAAAGAUUAUAUGCUCACAUUUAAAAGGUCUGGUCAUUUAGAUGUUAUUGGUUAUUCAGACUCAGAUUUUGCUGAACGUGUGGAUAGUAGAAAAUUCACUUUUGGUUAUAUGUUUCUUUUAGCUGUAGAAGCAAUAUCAUAG
Cornus florida is the source of this 570-nucleotide messenger RNA. RefSeq lists its product as uncharacterized. The record is from RefSeq and is a predicted model, not a curated record. Bases 1 to 570 code for a protein of 189 amino acids. Lineage: Eukaryota; Viridiplantae; Streptophyta; Magnoliopsida; Cornales; Cornaceae. The transcript is spliced from 4 exons.